GACCGGGACGAGGCGCCGGUGUGGAAGUACAAGCGUCGCGGGGAGCGGGGGGCUGUGCCGCCCCGGUGCCGCGGUGAGAAGUUGCGCGCCCUGCCCCGCGCCGGAGCGGCGCUGAGCCCCGGCCGAGCCACCGCGAUGGUGCAGCAGACCAGCACGUCGGAGAACACGGAGGCGCUGCUGGCCGCCGCCGAGACCUCCGACUCCGGAGCCGGCAUCGAGUUGGGCAUCGCCUCCUCCCCCACGCCGGGCUCCACCGCCUCCACGGGGGGGAAGGCGGACGACCCAAGCUGGUGCAAGACACCCAGCGGGCACAUCAAGCGCCCCAUGAACGCCUUCAUGGUGUGGUCGCAGAUCGAGCGGCGGAAGAUCAUGGAGCAAUCCCCGGACAUGCACAACGCCGAGAUCUCCAAGCGCCUGGGCAAGCGCUGGAAGCUGCUCAAGGACAGCGACAAGAUCCCCUUCAUCCGGGAGGCGGAGCGGCUGCGCCUCAAGCACAUGGCGGACUACCCCGACUACAAGUACCGGCCCAGGAAGAAGGUGAAGUCGGGCAACAGCUCCGCCAAGCCCGGCGACAAGGCGGACAAGGGCGGCGGGGGCGGCGCGGGCGGCGGCCCCGGCGGCCCCGCUGCCCCGGCCAAGCCCGCCCCGAAGAAGGGCGGCGGCGGCGGCGGCUCCAAGCCCUCCCCCGCGGGCGCCAAGCCCCAUGGCAAGGCGGCGGGCGGCAAGGCUGCCCCGUUCCCCGGGGAGCCGCCGGCCGCGCUGCUGCCGCCCGAGCACCAGGCGCUGUACAAGCCCCGCGGGGCGGCGGCGGGGGGCUCGCCCUCGGGGGCCGGCAAGCCGCUGGCGGAGAAGAAGCUGAAGCGGGUGUACAUCUUCGGCAGCGGGCAGGCCGCCUCCGCCUCCCCCGGCGGCGCCGUGCCCGGCAGCCCCACGCUGAGCAGCUCGGCGGAGCCCGGCGACCCGCUGAGCCUCUACGAGGAGGGGGGCGGCGGGGCGGGACGGCCCGACGGGGACUGCGGUGGCGCCGCCUGCCCCUCGCCCCCCGGCUCGGGGUCGCCCUCGGACCACCGCAGCUACACCAGCCUGCGCGCCUCCUCCCCUGCACCCUCGACGGCGCAUUCCUCCUCCGCGUCCUCCCACUCCUCCUCCUCGUCCUCCUCCGGCUCCUCUUCGUCGGACGACGAGUUCGAGGACGACCUCUUGGACCUGAACCCCAGUCCUGGCUUUGAGAGCAUGUCCCUGGGCAGCUUCAGCUCCUCGGUGCUCGACCGGGACCUGGAUUUUAACUUCGAGCCCGGCUCGGGCUCGCACUUUGAGUUCCCGGACUACUGCACGCCGGAGGUAAGUGAGAUGAUCUCGGGGGACUGGCUGGAAUCCAGCAUUUCCAACCUGGUCUUCACUUACUGAGCCGAGAGCCGGGCCCUGCUGGAGGAGGCACAGACGCGCGUUGUCGGCAGGACUCGCCCGACCCCGCCGGGACGCUUUGGUUUCGGUGUUGCUUUGGUUUGUUGUUUUAUUUUGUUUCUUUGGGGGAAGGGGCUGCCGAGACUGCUGCUUUUGCUCGGGGGAGCGGGAUCGCCCUCUGCUCGCAGAAAGGCCAGCAGUCCCCUUCCUCCGGCUGGAGACGGACCCGCACGCACCCCCUCCGAGAGCGGUGCUUUUUCAGAGACCGGUGGGAGCGAAAGACGUUCUUUUUCCUUUUUAUUUCCUGAAAAGAGAGACAGAG
Cuculus canorus (common cuckoo) is the source of this 1726-nucleotide messenger RNA. It is a transcript of the gene SOX4, whose product is annotated as SRY-box transcription factor 4. The transcript has a single exon. Gene Ontology annotation, molecular function: RNA polymerase II cis-regulatory region sequence-specific DNA binding; DNA-binding transcription activator activity, RNA polymerase II-specific. Bases 136 to 1407 code for a protein of 423 amino acids. The record is from RefSeq and is a predicted model, not a curated record. Lineage: Eukaryota; Metazoa; Chordata; Aves; Cuculiformes; Cuculidae. Gene Ontology annotation, biological process: anatomical structure morphogenesis; positive regulation of transcription by RNA polymerase II; cell differentiation.